AUGGCGACACCCACCAUCGUGCGAAAAUCAGCCAGACGCGCCCACCUCGCGCAAGUGGAACCAUCCCGUUGGGAAUUCAGAUGUCCUCCUUCGACGAAAUGGUUUCCAUUGGCGGCUGCCAGUGUCCUGACGAGUCUGUCGAAAUCACGAGGAAUCUUGACACUGGAGAUCAUUGUCUACAAAUUGCAAGAUAUCGCGGAGGCCUUCGCUCUCGCCAAAGCAGCUGAGAGUUUUCGCGAUUAUGCGUUCCAACAGCGAGAAUGGAGAUCGAUUCUUUCUACUCGUCGCGACCGUCACAUAAGAGAAGUGGGAUCACUGCUGGGGUCCAACACUGUAGGUAAGCAACAUUUCACCCAGCUUUACAACCAGGCUCGCCGUACCGCAUUCACCCCUCGGAAUAUUAAGUCGGGGUGGGCGAAAGCGGGACUUUACCUCUUUAACCCCGACCGCGUCCUCCGGGAUAUCGAGAAACCGCUGACUGAAACGGUCCCAAGUGAUGGAACACCAGAAAUAGCUCCUAGUGGCGAGCUAUUGAAAACUCCAGUGACCGCCGAAAACCUUGCAUCAUUGCGCCGGAUGAUGGACCAGAAAAUCCACACCCUUGACGAUGAGAGUCAGUAG
Molecule: messenger RNA, 621 nt
Organism: Exophiala aquamarina CBS 119918
Lineage: Eukaryota; Fungi; Ascomycota; Eurotiomycetes; Chaetothyriales; Herpotrichiellaceae
Exons: 2
Coding region: 1-621 (206 amino acids)
Source: RefSeq, a predicted model, not a curated record